Messenger RNA from Bathycoccus prasinos, 669 nucleotides. RefSeq names its product Thf1-like protein. Lineage: Eukaryota; Viridiplantae; Chlorophyta; Mamiellophyceae; Mamiellales; Bathycoccaceae. Bases 1 to 669 code for a protein of 222 amino acids. The record is from RefSeq and is a predicted model, not a curated record. Gene Ontology annotation, biological process: protein import into chloroplast stroma; photosystem II assembly; protein import into chloroplast thylakoid membrane. Gene Ontology annotation, cellular component: chloroplast thylakoid. The transcript is spliced from 2 exons.
AUGGCGAAUCCAGCGACUGUGGCAGAUACCAAGGCGAAAUUUACCAAAGGCUACCCGUACCCUUUACCGUCGAUUUGGGCGACAGUUUUACAAGAACUACUGGUCGGGAUGCAUUUCACGGUGACGAGCUCGAAAUAUCAACACGAAGAGAUGCGAAGUUUAGGAUUCGUCUCGGUGUUUGACCAAUUGUUCGAGGGGUACCCGACGGAAGACCCGAACGCGAAGGAGAAGAUUUUCAGCACGUUUAUGGAAGCGCUCGGUGAGGACUCGAAGAAGUGGAGAGCGGACGCGGAAAAAUUGUCCGCGUUUGCGACGGAACAAACGAGCAUCGAUGGGAUCAUCGCGAACCCGAUGUUUGCCAGCAUGAAAUCUAAAGUUGAAUCGAAGAGUUUAGUGUACGACAAGUUCAUCGCGAUUGGUUUUUUCCGAGCGUUGGAGAUGAGCAAACAAACGUCGCCGGAAAAUUUGAAGAAGAUUUCCGAGGCCAGCGGGGUGACUUUGGAGAAAAUCAACGGCGAUUUGGGUCUGUACAAAUCCGUCUUGUCGAGAAUGAACGCCGCGAAGGAGUUACAAGCGGAAGUUUUGGAAAGAGAGCGACGGAAGACGGCUGAACGCAUGGAAAAGAAGGCGGCGAAGGACGCGAAGGAAGUAGCAGAAACGAGCGAUUAG